Messenger RNA from Colossoma macropomum (tambaqui), 1764 nucleotides. RefSeq lists its product as uncharacterized. Lineage: Eukaryota; Metazoa; Chordata; Actinopteri; Characiformes; Serrasalmidae. The transcript has 13 exons. The coding region runs from base 1 to 1764 and encodes 587 amino acids. The record is from RefSeq and is a predicted model, not a curated record.
AUGGGAGUGGAGCAGGUUCAACAAGAGAAUGUCAUCAGGAAUUUGGAGGAAACAGUGAAGCAGCAUGAGAUGGAGAUCAAAAGAUUCCAGGAGAGAGAAGAAAGGCUGAAACAAAAGCUGGAGAAAAUCAGAGAGAAAAUAGCCAGGAAAGAGCGGAAGACUCUGAAAAUUGUUCAGAGAGAUGAAAAUCUGAAGAGAGAGCUGCAGGCCAUGAAGGAGAGGCUGGCCCAAAAGGAAAACCAGAGAGAGGAAGAAAAGAAGGUCACCAGCCAGAAAACAGUGGAAAGGAUAUUCACUGUGAGUGUACAAGAAAUAAUGAAGAUGGACAGAGAAACGGAAAACCAGCAAGAGGAAGACCAACAGAGAGAGAGGAGAGAGAGACAGAGAGCAAGAGAGGAAAUCCAGCAGGAAAGUGCUGGAGCCCUCCUCAAUCUGAGCGAAGAGCAGCCUGAACCAUCCACUCCCUCCUCAUCUGACCGCAGCACACAUGUAGAGGACAGUGUGAGGGAUGAGAGCAGCGCUGUCCCUCAGGACGCCGGCCCACAGCCUCUGGCUUCCACUGAGUCCAAAACAGAAGAUCUGGCUUCAGAGACCGAGACUCAGGUCCAGACCGAUGGAUCCACGAGUGGACAGACAGCCGAGGAGAAAACAGAGUGGAGCGGCCAUGACGGUGGGGGAGCAGUGUGCAUCGAGGUGGAGAACCAGGAGAUGGAGCCUGCAGCACGGAGCUCAUCUGGAAGCAGGAUGUUGCAGAGUGUGCUGUCCACAGUUCGCUCUUUCGUUCAGCGCCUGAGAUUGUAUUACCCGGCUCAGCGCGUUCAAGCUGAGGAAGAGGACAAGUGUGAGGAAGUUUCUCCACCACGUCGAUUGAUUCCACUCGGAGCGCCGGCAGGGGUCCUGACUGUAAAACUGAAGACCUGCAGAAACUUCAGUAAAGCUGCAGCUCCUUUGAAGAAAGGCGCUUGGGCUGCCGUGAGGAUCACUAUUGGGAGAACGGUGAAAUACACUGUGCAGCAGCCCUACAGCGACCCCAUGUGCUUUGAUGAAUGGAAACACUUCACUAUACAGAUCCAGCAGGAAGACGUUGUUGGGGUUCAGCAGUCGAGUUUGAUGGUGGUGGAACUGAUUAUUACAGAUCCUGACACAGCCACCCCUAAACUCAUGGGGAGAGACACCAUCAAGCUGCAGGAAAUCCUUAAGAAAUCUUCAGUGAGCCACCAGUUUAAUUUGAGGCUCAGGCAACAGAAAGUUUGCAAGCUGGACGCAGAUCUGGCGUUCACGUACGGCUCAAUGGGAUAUGGAUACUCUCACCAGAUCAAACAUGCAGGAAGAACGGUGGAGAAUCUGGUGGAGAAAUCUCUCUUUCCCCGCUGUCCUCCUAAUGAAGAUCAAAGAGAUCCAAAAUAUAAUGUGAUAACCCCCUCCGCACUGCCACGACUGGACAUCAUUCCCUCUCUGAUGCAGCAAGACACACCGACAGGCACAGACGAGUGCAGGAUAUCUGCUGGCCUGAUGGACUGCAUCCAGAAGAGGGGCAGGUGGUUGCAGCUACAUCAAGGCUUGGAGGAGUGUAAGGCAGGAGAGGAUAGGGUGCGGUUUCUGGAGAGCCUGAUCCUGAGGACGAGUCUUCCCUGCAGGAAGAGUAACAUUGUGUGUGACAGGACCUGCCUAAGCGCCGAAAAACAGAAGAGAAACGAGGAGGACGCGGACGAUAGAACAUCAGAGGAAAGACCAGGAAAGGCUAAAUGCAAGUCAAGGAAGUAG